UAGUAGCAGAGAGGCAUUCAUGAGAUUUCCCCUCCGCCCUCCAUUCUACACAAGUUAUAUGGGUGGUGAUCCUCAAUCCAUUCUCCAUUCAUCCUCUCUUACUGCUAUCUACCAAUCUAAGAAGCCUUGCCUUGGAUACUGUUCUUCUUCUUCUUCUUCUUCUUCUUCUUCUUCCCAUUGUUCCCUCCGCUCUCUGUCCUGUUUCCAUUUCUACUCCCAUUCUCUAUCUCCAAAACCCCAAUAUACAAACACCCAUUUCCCCAAUCAAUGCACCUUUCCUUACAGUGAGAGAGUGAGAGAUUCUUAGAAGGAGAAACAACUGCAAAAAUCCAAGAGGGUCCAAACAAAAGAAACCCCCUCCCACAAAAAUAAACCAAAAACAAGGAAAACCCAGUUCCUACACUCAAAUACAGAGAAAGAUGGAUAUGUUUUUCUCUAAAAUCUUCAGCUUGGUUUUCCUUGCUAUUUUGGGAGGUGUUUCAAGCGCUACAUUCACAUUUACAAACAAGUGUGAUUACAGUGUUUGGCCUGGAAUUCUAUCUAAUGCUGGAAGCCCGAAACUCGAAAGCACUGGCUUCGAGCUUUCGAGGGGCAGCAGCCGAUCAUUCCUAGCGCCAACGGGUUGGUCUGGCAGAUUCUGGGGCAGGACAGGGUGCAAUUUCGAUUCCUCAGGUCAGGGUAGCUGUGUCACAGGUGAUUGUGGAUCUGGGCAAGUCGAAUGCAAUGGCGCGGGGGCAGCCCCACCUGCCACUCUUGCAGAAUUCACCCUCGGUGGGUCGGGCGGUCAGGAUUUCUACGAUGUUAGCCUUGUCGAUGGGUACAAUAUUCAGAUGGUGAUUCAGGGGAGUGGUGGUUCUGGUUCUUGUGGUAUGACUGGGUGUGUUGUUGAUCUGAACCAGCGAUGCCCAGCUGAGCUCAGGGUGGGAGAUGGCCAGGGUUGCCGGAGUGCAUGUGAGGCAUUUGCAAAGCCUGAAUUUUGUUGUAGUGGAGAAUAUGCGACGCCAAACACAUGUCGGCCGUCGGUGUAUUCGGAGAUGUUCAAGUCAGCAUGCCCGAGAUCAUAUAGCUACGCCUACGAUGAUGCUACGAGUACAUUUACGUGUUCGGGAGCGGAUUAUGAGAUUACAUUCUGUCCUUCUGGACCCAGUCAGAAAUCCUCCAAAGAUUCUCCACAAACACCAGGAACAGUGCCAGCGUCAGGCUCAGGCUCAGGCUCAGGCUCAGGCUCAGGCUCAGCAGGGGUGAUGCUGGCAGAUGACUCAUGGUUAGCCAGCUUAGCAACAGGAGAUGCAAGGAGGAGGGCCCCCUUAGCCCAUGAAACUACAUUCAUUGCUACUAUUAUCAUGUUGGCCUUCCUUCUAUUGUAGCCUUUAUCUCUUUCAAUGCCCCUUUAAUGUGUUGAGUCAGGCUCAGAGCAGCACUUUAAUGGUUUAGCAACCCCUGGCGGCCUCCCUCUCUCUCCCCCCUUUUUUUUCCUUGCAAAUCCAUUUUGAGAUUUAGAUAACAGUAGUCUUAUGUAUGUAUGUAUGUUAGUUUGUUGAUGUGGAGAUAAGCAAAUGCACCAGAAAGGGAAAAAAAAAAAAACUCUUGGGAUGAUUGGGUUUGUUGCUUGAAUGUCAAUCUGAGGUUUUAGACGGUUGGUGCCUGGUGGGCCUUUAGAACACUUUGCUGCCACAGCAAGUAUGGUAGUUGUUUGCCAUGAGAUGGAACUUGUAAUGAGGAUUUCUGUUAUCAUUAUGGAUGGGCCCUUUUUUGACAUA
Messenger RNA from Magnolia sinica, 1760 nucleotides. Its product is annotated as thaumatin-like protein 1. Gene Ontology annotation, cellular component: extracellular region. The record is from RefSeq and is a predicted model, not a curated record. The transcript has 3 exons. Gene Ontology annotation, biological process: defense response. The coding region runs from base 420 to 1367 and encodes 315 amino acids. Lineage: Eukaryota; Viridiplantae; Streptophyta; Magnoliopsida; Magnoliales; Magnoliaceae.